UUCCCCUCUUGCCAGCUGCUCUGUUCACAUCCGUUCUUCCACCAUCCUCACCAUUCACAACACCGUUCUCCCCAGUCAGCUUGGCCUCAUCUUCUUCGCUGUCUAUUGCAAAGUCAUUGCUGGCCUCUGUGUUUUGUGGAGCUGCUGGGCUUUUUUCAGGGAAGAGCUCAGGUGGGUACAGAUCACUCAUGCUGUCAUCCGUCUCCUCUCCAUCCUCAUCUGUCCCCUCUCCGUCCUCAUCUGUCCUGGGAGACUUUGGCUCCCAGAAUUCUUCCUCUCUCUGAGGCUGCCUGCUCCCGUUCAUUUGGUCGUCAGGGUGCUGCCUCCGUUGCUGCUUCUGUCGCAAGCAGGCAGGGACAUAUUCCACCCCUUUCUUCUGGCACUCCUCAUAUGCUUUCAGGGCCCUCUGAUAGCGUUUCCCUUGGACGUGACAGAGCACGUGCUCUGGAAACUUGUUGAUGUGUCUGAGGGUGAGCUUGCAGAACAGCUGAUGCAGGUUCUUUGUGCUGGGCACUAUGUGGGGCUCAAACUUCUCAUAGUCAAACUCCCCGGCGGUCCUCGCCAGCCGCCGGUACUUCUUGCCGUCAGUGUACGCCUGCAGCUCCGCCAGCCGGCACGGCAGCUCGUGGCCGGUCAGCCUGCACCUCACCUUGCCCGGCGCGGCCACGCCGAGCAGCGGGUGCUGCCUCAGGAACAGCCGCACCUCCUCCGGCACCUCCGCCAUGGCCGCGCCGCCACAGAGAGGCGCUGCCAAGCGGGAGCCCGCCUCUCUUCCGGGGCCGGCCAAGCCGGGGGAGGAGGUGGCUCCCAUUACAGAGCGGGGGGGACGAGGACGGGCCGGGCCGGAGGCGGCGCCGCCAUGGCGGCGGGAGGGGUGCUGCUGCGAGCCGGGCGGCGGCUGCUGGGGGAGCGUCGGGCACCGGUAUCAAAUUGCUUGAUCAGAAGAACAUUUUUUGGAUAUACUCUGACUAAAGCGGGUUCCAGUCGGAUUCGGCAAACUAAAGAUGUUUGCUUGAGGUUCACCAGGCCACGUAGUUCUACAACAGCUGCUGAUGCAUCUGGAGAGGACGUCAUACUCAAAUGGGGCCUUCUCCUUGUGCCUCUGACUACAUUCUGUCUUGGUACAUGGCAGGUUCAGCGGCGAAAAUGGAAAUUAGAUUUGAUUGCACAGCUGGCAUCAAGAAUUUCAUCAGAGCCCAUCCCUCUGACAUUAGACCCUAUGGAGUUGAAGGAAUUAGAGUACAGGCCUGUAAAGGUCCGAGGGCAUUUUGACCACUCCAAGGAGCUCUAUGUUUUGCCACGAUCACUUGUGGACCCUGAGCGAGAAGCCAGAGAAGCCAGGCAGCUGACAUCCCACCCAGAAAAUGGAGCAAAUGUCAUCACUCCUUUCUACUGCACAGAACUAGGGGUCACGAUUUUAGUCAACCGAGGAUUUGUGCCCAAAAAGAAGUUGAAGCCAGAGACCAGGCUGAAGGGACAGAUUGAAGAUGAAAUUGAUCUCACUGGGGUAGUGAGGUUAUCAGAAACCCGGAAACCUUUUGUGCCUGAAAAUAACAUUGAGAAGAACCGCUGGCACUACCGUGACCUGGAGGCUAUGGCAAAAGUGACCGGUGCUGAGCCCAUCUUUAUUGACGCAGAUUUCAAAAGCACAGUCCCAGGGGGACCCAUUGGAGGCCAGACAAGAGUGAGCCUAAGAAACGAACACAUGCAGUACAUCGUUACUUGGUACGGGUUAUGUGCUGCAACCUCAUUCUUGUGGUACAGAAAAUUUAUACAAAAAAUACCUCUCUGAGGGGAAGGGCUAACUACUACUCCCCUGUACUACAGUCAAAACCAGACUUUUACAGAAGACCGCAGCCUGAUCAGUCCUGAAGAAGCCAAUCUCAGGACACCAUGUUCAGUAAGCUUGUGCAGCUAUCAAGCUACAAAUAGCCUUUAAGCAGCUGAUGCAAGUUCUGUGCUCCUACCACCAUGAUUCUGGCUGCAGAUCAGAAACAUUGAACUUCAGCCUUGGAAGUGGCUGUUGAGUCUCCUGCUUGAAUCAGCUUUCUAGAAAUCUCAAGGAUUUAUUUUUCUAUUGGGGUUGGGCAGUGGUUGGUCACAAGCUACAAAACUUUCUUCUCCACUGCCAUAUUUGCCAUGUUCAGUGCAAACAAAUGAUGGCAAGGGAUUUUAUAAUUUCUUUGUUUAUGCUUUCUUUGCACUGAGUAGUCACGGAUGAAGUCAGAACUGAUGCACUGCAGCUGCAUCAGUAUAAAUAAAAGGGCCUACAGGUGUUUCUCUUUUGA
This is a messenger RNA of Cygnus olor (mute swan), 2288 nucleotides long. Its product is annotated as surfeit locus protein 1. Gene Ontology annotation, cellular component: mitochondrion; membrane. The record is from RefSeq and is a predicted model, not a curated record. Lineage: Eukaryota; Metazoa; Chordata; Aves; Anseriformes; Anatidae. Bases 491 to 1792 code for a protein of 433 amino acids. Gene Ontology annotation, biological process: mitochondrial respiratory chain complex IV assembly. The transcript has 13 exons.